AUGCAUGUGUCUCCUGGCAAGAGACGGGCAUUGGCGCCUCUCGACAACAAUUCGCGGUCUCUGAUCCCAUCGCUCAAGCUGUCGCAACCACCAGAGGUCAAAACCCUGGCAUCACAUGACGUACAAGACCCAGAUGGCAGCAAUGGUGGCAAACGGAAAAGUGCAGCCGUGGAGGAUGGGCCAGAUGCAGUGAAGAAGAGGCAAUGCGUUGCCGCGGCGUCAAUGGCGAUGACGACAACGGAUGACAGCCCCAGCGGACCGGUCACCCGAGACCGCGACGCUUGCUCUAUUUCCCCAGAACCAUCUUCCAUCUUCGACAACUCGACGGGCGAUACGUCUCUGGCAACGUGCACAACGGAGGUAGAGACGGAUACAGACGUGCUGGCGUCGUCUCCGCCUCGACUACCGCGUCAACCAACGAUGACGCGUGCUGAAGCGCGUCAGCAUGCCGAGGUAUUGCGGCUCCGGCUUGGACUUGCCGGCUACAAGCUGCGGACGGGCCAGGUUAGUGAUCGGUGCUGCUGA
Molecule: messenger RNA, 525 nt
Organism: Pestalotiopsis fici W106-1
Lineage: Eukaryota; Fungi; Ascomycota; Sordariomycetes; Amphisphaeriales; Sporocadaceae
Exons: 1
Coding region: 1-525 (174 amino acids)
Source: RefSeq, a predicted model, not a curated record